Molecule: messenger RNA, 1903 nt
Organism: Neurospora crassa OR74A
Lineage: Eukaryota; Fungi; Ascomycota; Sordariomycetes; Sordariales; Sordariaceae
Product: GPI-anchor transamidase
Exons: 2
Coding region: 256-1461 (401 amino acids)
Biological process (GO): protein localization to cell surface; attachment of GPI anchor to protein; proteolysis
Cellular component (GO): GPI-anchor transamidase complex
Molecular function (GO): GPI-anchor transamidase activity
Source: RefSeq, a predicted model, not a curated record
UGCACAACCUCGACACGCACGCUGAAUCAACCAACACCGACUGUCUCUUUCACACAACCGAAACCAACGACACAAGAACCGAGCGGCCGACUGCCUUGAUCAUGGGUCACAAAGAGACGACGGACACGUAAACACUGAAAAAAUCAGAACACCAUCCGAACCCCCCCCAUCCACACGAUACUUGUCGACACUCGGCGACACUCCACCGAGGUACCGCCACCGACCCCGAUAUUUCGGAUCCGGACCAAAUAAACAAUGAAGCUUAGCAAUAUUCUCCGGCUGCCGGCCCUCUUGGGCGCGAUGCUGCUCGGCACCGCCGCUGUUGUUGAGGCCGAACACACAAGUAACUGGGCCGUCCUCGUCUGCACGUCACGGUUCUGGUUCAACUACCGCCAUCUUGCCAAUGUGCUGUCCAUCUACCGCACCGUGAAGCGCCUCGGCAUCCCCGACUCGCAAAUCAUCCUCAUGCUUCCGGACGACAUGGCAUGCAAUCCCCGCAACGCCUUCCCGGGAACUGUGUACUCCAACGCCGACCGUGCCGUCGAUCUCUAUGGCGACAACAUCGAAGUGGAUUAUAGGGGAUACGAAGUCACGGUGGAGAACUUUAUCCGCCUCUUGACGGAUCGUGUGGGCGAUGAGAUGCCCCGGAGCAAGAGGUUGUUGACAGACGAUCGGAGCAAUAUUUUGGUGUACAUGACGGGACACGGAGGCAACGAGUUUCUCAAGUUCCAGGAUGCCGAGGAGAUCGGCGCAUUUGAUUUGGCGGACGCUUUCGAGCAAAUGUGGGAGAAGAAGAGAUACCACGAGAUCCUCUUCAUGAUCGACACCUGCCAAGCAAACACCAUGUACAGCAAGCUAUACUCCCCAAACAUUAUCGCGACCGGAUCGUCCGAACUCGACCAGUCGUCCUAUUCUCACCACGCCGACAACGAUAUUGGCGUCGCGGUUAUUGAUCGAUACACUUACUACAACCUCGAGUUUCUCGAAAACGAAGUCAAAGACACUAGUAGCAAGAAGACAGUCGGUGACCUCUUUGACAGCUACACAUAUGAAAAGAUUCACUCGAACGCGGGGGUGCGCUACGAUUUGUUUCCCGGAGGGGCGGAGGCAGCACGCAGCCGCCUUGUAACAGACUUCUUUGGUAACGUACAAAACGUGGAGGUUGAUGGGUCUAAAAACACAACUCUAGAAGAGGACUUGCUUGCGCUGAGCAAGACCAUUGCGGCACUGAGGGAAAAGGCAGGCGAAGAGGAAGCCAUCUCGGUUGGGAAGGGAAACGCGGCCAGAAAUGAGACCAAGAAAGAGACCAAGAACGAGACCCUAUUGACGCACAAGAGCCAGUUCGCCAAACCUCUCACAGAUGAUGACUGGUUGGUGAAGAAGCUCUCUGCGCUGGGAGCUGUUGUCGGAUGCGCAGUGUUAUGGCAGAUGGGGUCGUGGCUCGAAUCUGCACAGAAAUAAGGCAGUAGGGGAGGUGGACUCAAGACUUACAAAUAAUGUUAUGCUUUGUUUACUUUUCGGCAAUUGCACUACGGUACAAGCGUGUCCUUGAAUUCCCUCUGCCACGCUGAACAUAGGUUGAGAUAUCUAAGCUCAACACAGCAGCAGCCUUGACCCCAAGCCCCUGACUUUCUUUCAGCAUCCAUCGAAGGGUUAGGGUUGGUACCGGAACAUGGUGGGGCAGGCAAAGUUCGUGCUUUGGUCGUCCUCCCGUCGUCCAAAAUGGAAAGUUCAGUUUCAACCAUCCACUCACUUACAUCCUGCAAGAACACCACUAGGCCUUCUGAACCCAUCCCGGCGACUAUCUCUCACCUUCGGGGAGAAUCGCCAUGGUUUCCCCCACAACUAAACAACCUUUACUCGUUAUCCUGUGAUUACAUAUAUUAAUAAAGUAGUCGUGGCG